CUCUAUCUAUCUAUCUCUUCAUCCAUCCAUCCAUCCAUCCAUCCAUCUAUCUAUCUAUCUAUCUAUCAGGACAUGAAGGUAGGCGUCUCUUAGGUCUAUCAUUCUAUCAUCUCUAUCUAUCUAUCUAUCUAUCGAUCUAUGAUCAUAACAAGAUGGGCAGAUCGAGAGACAGGCCCCUCCCCCUUCGGAGCCCUGGGCCAAUCAGGAGGGGCCUCAUUUGCAUACCUUCCGCCUUCUUUUUCCGCAUUGUCCUCGGGAUUCCGCCUCCCAAGGCCGAGCCCGGGUUCCUCUUCUCUUCCGCCCAGGAUUCCGGCCACGUUCCUGUUUUUCACCGGGCUCUUCCGCCUCCGGAGGCUGGUCCGGAUUUACUCGUUUCUCCUCAUAUUCGGCGCCUGGGUCGUGUCCGAGACAACAUGAAGAGCCCCUCCAAAACGUCCCGCCGGGUGUCCCAUGGUCCUGGCGAAGGCGGAGAUUAUUCCGACAAAGAAAAAGAAAUUAUGUCCGAAUUCCGGAUCCAGAACCAGAAACGGCGGAAAUCCUCCAAUAUAAGCCGCUCGUCGAAGAGGAGGCCGGCCUCGGAUUCGAACCUCUUCCUGGACGAGAAGAGCAGCCUGGAGCUGAGGCGCCUCUUCCAGGCCAAGGAGAAGUACGAGGCCCUCAUCGGGGAGGCCCGCUCCGUCGUGGUCGAGCAGGAACGCAAAAUCCAGGAGCUGCAGGAGAAGAUCCUCGAGCACCAGGUCCUGAUGAGGAAGAGGAAGGAGGAAGCGGACGGGAAGCGCCUCCAGAAGCAGACCCAGAGGCUGGAGAACCGCCUCAAUCUGUCCGUCGUCUGCUACGACACCAUCUUGGCCAAAAACGCCGUCCUCCGGGAGGAGAUCGAGAGCCUCCAGAAGCAGAAGUCGGCCUUCGACGCCAUCUUCUCCCGCCUUCAGAAGGAGCUGGAGGACCAAAAGUGGGCCAUGGAGGCCACCACGGAGCAGGCCACGCAGGCCCGGGAGCAAAGGGUGGAGGCCCUGGCCAGCAUCGCGGCCACGCGUGAGCAGUGCAACAAGGACAUCGCCCAGUUCAACGUGGAGUUCCGGGAGCUGCAGCGCGUCUACGACAACGAGAUGAACCUGAAGGCCUUCGUCUCCAUGAAGCUGAUGGACCGCUCCGAGUUCGAGGAGCAAGCGCGGAAGGAAGAAGCAGCCCUGAAGCAGAAGACGCGGGCCAAGUCCAAGGGGGGGAGCUUCGAGAGCUACGAGGUGGCCUAUUUGCGCCUCCUGAAGUUGACCGAGAACGGGGACAUCGACCGCCUGGCCAAGGAGUUCGCCGAGAAGGAGAAGAAGAACUUUGCCGCCUUCAGCUACGUCACCGAGCUCAACGACGACAACGAGAGGCUCCUCAAGCGGAUCCAGAGCGUCCAGGUCCAGGGGAACGAGAUCGACCAGCUCAAGCUGGAGCAGGAGAAACACCAGGAGGUCCAACACGGGUCCCUCAAGGAGAUCGAGGAGAAGCUCCGCUGGGCGACGGAGGAAGGCAACCGCUUCGAGAAGAAGGCCAAAGAGAGCGGGAAGAGACUGGCGCAACUCACCGCCGCGGUCGACUUCCUGUUUCAGAAGAUGGGGUGCGACGCCACGCCCAUCCGGGAACACCUCGGGGAGACCGGGGAGGUCACACGGCACAACCUCAUGCACUACUUCGGCAUCAUAGAGAAGAAGACGAAUGAGCUGCUCCUCCAGGAAGCCUUCCUGCGAUACAAGGAAGUGGAACCCGACCUGGAACCCGGACCGGAAGUGAAUCCCUUCCUGGGAGGCUCCGCCCUCCUGACCUCCGUCGAACCCGUGGCCGUGGCCCCGCCCUCCAUCGGACCAGAACCUGACAACGUGGACGCUCCAUUGGAUCACAAAAACCUCCGCGAUUUAAUUCAAGAGAAUCUGGAGAAAGAGAAAGACGCCCUUCGAGAAAAAAAUGUCCUUAUAAUAAGGAAGAAGAAAGUGAUAUUAUCUAUAUCUAUAUCUCUAUAGAUUUCAAUAUAUUUAUAUAUAUUGUUGUUUUGAAUAAAGAAUGCAGUUUGCGUCAA
Molecule: messenger RNA, 2062 nt
Organism: Anolis carolinensis (green anole)
Lineage: Eukaryota; Metazoa; Chordata; Lepidosauria; Squamata; Anolidae
Product: coiled-coil domain-containing protein 63-like
Exons: 11
Coding region: 153-2006 (617 amino acids)
Biological process (GO): outer dynein arm assembly; cilium movement
Cellular component (GO): axoneme
Source: RefSeq, a predicted model, not a curated record